GAGUCUGAUGUAGUAUACGUUCCCUGUAGUGGUCUCACUGGUGAGAAUUUAACAGGGUCUUCCCAAGAGCCUCUGCUGCGCGCCUGGUAUAAUGGACCCUCCUUAUUGGACAGAAUAGACAAUUUUAGGCCUCCAAAGAGGGAUUUGGACAAGCCAUUCAGGUUUUGUGUAUCAGAUAUUUAUAAAGGAAUGGGAGCAGGAAUAAACGUAACUGGUAAACUGGAAGCUGGUAGACUUCAUGUUGGUGACAAGAUUGUUGUUAUGCCAGCAGGAGUGCAAGGACAGGUGAAAGACAAUUUUAGGCCUCCAAAGAGGGAUUUGGACAAGCCAUUCAGGUUUUGUGUAUCAGAUAUUUAUAAAGGAAUGGGAGCAGGAAUAAACGUAACUGGUAAACUGGAAGCUGGUAGACUUCAUGUUGGUGACAAGAUUGUUGUUAUGCCAGCAGGAGUGCAAGGACAGGUGAAAGGUCUAAGCAUACAUGAAGAGCCUGUGCAGUUGGCGUGCGCCGGCGAUCAGUCGACACUGAUUCUGUCAGGCUUAGACAUGAUGCAUGUCGGAUUGGGAACUGUUUUGUGUCCACCCCGCUCGCCGAUCAAAUGUACCACCAAAUUGAAAGCUCGUAUUUUAGUUUUUAACAUUCGUGUUCCUAUCACUA
This is a messenger RNA of Stylophora pistillata, 655 nucleotides long. RefSeq names its product HBS1-like protein. The record is from RefSeq and is a predicted model, not a curated record. Lineage: Eukaryota; Metazoa; Cnidaria; Anthozoa; Scleractinia; Pocilloporidae. Gene Ontology annotation, molecular function: GTP binding; GTPase activity.